Molecule: messenger RNA, 6059 nt
Organism: Lagenorhynchus albirostris (white-beaked dolphin)
Lineage: Eukaryota; Metazoa; Chordata; Mammalia; Artiodactyla; Delphinidae
Gene: ZBTB4
Product: zinc finger and BTB domain containing 4
Exons: 4
Coding region: 450-3422 (990 amino acids)
Biological process (GO): regulation of transcription by RNA polymerase II
Cellular component (GO): nucleus
Molecular function (GO): DNA-binding transcription factor activity, RNA polymerase II-specific; protein binding; RNA polymerase II cis-regulatory region sequence-specific DNA binding
Source: RefSeq, a predicted model, not a curated record
AUAAUCAAGAAUGCAGGCCUUUGAGCCGAACUUCCUGGGAUCAGAUCCCAGCCCUGCUACCAACUGGUCAUAUAUCCUUGGGCAGCUACCUAGCAUCUCCGAGCCUCAGCCUGUCACUUUAAAGUCAAGAAGCUAACUGCUACCUUUUAGGGUAGUGAUGAGGAACAAAUGGGGUAAUGCAAGUAAAAGCAUCAACUCUUGGGGGUCCCUGUUGGCUGGUGGCUGUCACAGAAGGGAGUAGGAGGCCUUGCUCUCUUUCCCCAUUUUACAAACAGAACUGAACACCAAACCGCGAACGGGGCCCCUUCCCCUGGAUUCCUGACCCACCUGCAAUCCAGCAACUCAACUGAUGGAGAAGCAUUUGACCUAGAGGGAAGAGGCCUGGCAGAAGGGACUCGCUGAGCCACCCCCGCUCUGCUCCAUGUUGGCUGUGCUCUCAGGCUGGCGCCAUGCCCCCCCCAGCAGAGGUGACAGACCCGUCCCAUGCCCCUGCCGUCCUGCGCCAGCUCAAUGAGCAGCGGCUCCGUGGCCUCUUCUGUGACGUCACCCUCAUAGCCGGAGACACCAAGUUCCCUGCUCACCGCAGCGUCCUGGCUGCUUCUAGUCCCUUCUUCAGAGAGGCCCUGCUCGCUUCAGCCCCACUGCCCCUCCCACCAAUUACUGGGGGCUCUGCCCCCAACCCUGCCUCCACCACAGCUUCUUCCUCCUCCUCCUCGUCCUCUUCCUCUCCCCCUCCACCCUCACCUCCCGCUUCAUCCCCACCCCGGGUCCUGGAGCUGCCAGGGGUCCCAGCAGCUGCCUUCUCUGAUGUCCUCAAUUUCAUCUACAGUGCCCGGCUGGCACUACCUGGUGGUGGAGGGGACGGGGCAGCUGUGGCAGAGAUCGGCGCUCUGGGGCGGCGUCUGGGCAUCUCCCGCCUGCAGGGCCUGGGGGAGGGAGGUGAUGCCUGGGCACCUCCUGCCCCAGCCCCCAUGGCCACCUCGCAGCCUGAAGAAGACAACUUCGGGCCUGGGCCUAGGCCAGCCGGGGAGUGGGAGGGUGACAGGGCUGAGGCCCAGGCCCCUGACUCACAGCCUCCCCUGCCCCGGCGGCCCCUCCCCUGCCCCCGAUGUGGGAAAAGCUUCAUCCAUCCCAAGCGGCUGCAGACCCAUGAGGCACAGUGUCGUAGGGGGGCCAGCACUCGGGGGUCUGCAGGGCUGGGAGCCGGGGGCUCUGGCCCCAGUGGCCCUUCAGGAGUGGACGCCUCAGCCCUGCCCCCACCAGUGGGCUUCCGAGGUGGUCCCGAGCACGUGGUGAAGGUGGUGGGCGGCCACGUGCUGUACGUGUGCGCGGCCUGUGAGCGUUCCUACGUGACCCUGUCCAGCCUGAAGCGGCACAGCAAUGUACACUCGUGGCGGAGGAAGUACCCCUGCCGCUACUGUGAGAAGGUGUUCGCCCUGGCUGAGUACCGUACCAAGCACGAGGUGUGGCACACCGGGGAACGCAGGUACCAGUGCAUCUUCUGCUGGGAGACCUUUGUCACCUACUAUAACCUGAAGACCCACCAGCGAGCCUUCCAUGGCAUUAGCCCGGGCCUCCUAGCCAGUGAGAAGACGCCCAAUGGAGGCUAUAAGCCCAAGCUCAAUACCCUCAAGCUGUACCGCCUGCUCCCCAUGCGGGCGGCCAAGCGGCCCUACAAGACCUACAGCCAGGGAGCCCCCGAGGCCCCCCUUUCUCCGAGCCUCAACACUCCGGCCCCUGCGGCAAUGCCGGCCAGCCCACCACCCGGACCCCCACCUGCCCCAGAGCCUGGCCCCCCACCGUCUGUCAUCACUUUUGCCCACCCAGCUCCCUCUGUCAUUGUACACGGGGGUAGCACCAGUGGUGGAGCAGGGAGUGGGCCGGCCAGCACAGGGGGGGCCCAAGCUGCCUCAGUCAUCACUUACACUGCUCCGCCACGGCCCCCCAAAAAACGUGAGUACCCACCUCCUCCCCCUGUGCCUGCAGCUGCCCCAGCCAGCCCAGCCCCAGCCGGCAGCCCAGCCACAGCCACGGAGGAGGCCAAGGGCCGGAACCCACGGGCCACAAGGACUCUGACCUACACGGCCAAGCCAGCUGGUGGGCUUGGUGGGGGCGGGGGUCCCCCUGCAGGGCCUGGCCGGGGUCCCUCUCAGCUGCAGGCUCCACCUCCACUGUGUCAGAUCACUGUACGAAUCGGUGAGGAGGCUAUUGUCAAGCGCCGCAUCUCAGAAACUGACCUGCGUCCCGGGGAGCUGAGCGGAGAGGAGAUGGAGGAGAGCGAGGAGGAGGAUGAAGAGGAGGACGAGGAGGAGGACGAGGAGGAUGAGGAGGACGAGGAGGAGUCGAAGGCUGGCGGGGAGGACCAGCUCUGGAGGCCCUACUACUCGUACAAGCCCAAGCGCAAGGCUGGAGCCGCAGGCCCGGGCAGCAGCGGGGGUGGCGGGAUGCCCAGAGGCCGCCGGCCGCCUCGCUGGAGACAGAAGCUGGAACGGAGGAGCUGGGAGGAGACCCCGGCGGCCGAGGGCCCCGCAGGGCGUGCCCGUGGCGAGCGGAGGCACCGCUGCGGGGACUGUGCCCAGACAUUUGCCACCCUGAGGAGGCUGCGCAAGCACCAGGAGGCCCACGGCGGGGGCUCCCACAACUCUCGGGCUGGACGGAAGCCUUCCACCCGCUUCGCCUGCCCUCACUGCGCCAAGGUGUGCAAGACGGCAGCCGCCCUGAGCCGCCACGGGCAGAGGCAUGCUGCCGAGCGGCCCGGGGGUACCCCCACGCCUGUCAUUGCCUACUCCAAGGGCUGCGUUGGCACCCGAGCCGGGGACGUCAAGGAGGAGGCUCCCCAAGAGAUGCAAGUCUCCUCAUCCAGCGGGGAGGCGGGUGGCGGGAGCGCUGCUGCUGAGGAAGCUUCCAAAACCGCCUCGCUCCAGGACCCUGUCAUCUCAGGGGGGGAGGAGCCCUCAGUGGUGGCAGGAGGGGGUACCUAUGCAUACCCACCUGUGCAGGAAUUUCCACUGGCUCUGAUCGGGAGCGGCCGGGAAUCUGGCAGUGGCAGGGGAAAAGCUGGGAGUGAGGGGCCAGUGGGGGCUGGGCGGGGGGACCGGAUGGAGGGGAUGGGGGCUGCCAAAGUCACCUUCUACCCUGAGCCCUACCCACUCGUCUAUGGGCCCCAGCUUCUUGCCGCCUACCCUUACAACUUCAGCAACUUGGCCGCUCUCCCAGUUGCUCUUAACAUGGUCCUACCUGAUGAGAAGGGUGGGGGGGCCCUUCCCUUCCUACCAGGGGUCUUUGGCUACGCAGUCAACCCUCAAGCAGCACCCCCUACCCCCCCAACUCCACCGCCCCCAACUCUCCCUCCACCAGUCCCCCCUAAGGGAGAAGGGGAAAGGGCAGGGGUUGAAAGAACCCAGAAGGGAGAUGUGGGGUGAGCUCUGGGCCCAGAUCCCCCCUUUCACCAGAUGCCACCCUCCCUGAACCCCCGCCACUACCAGCUCCCUGGCCUCCCUGCCCCUUGGGAGCCCCUCCACACUCUUGUGCAGGGACUUGGGGGCCUCUGGAGCUCAGGGGUCAGGCUGCUUUGUGUGAGAUUGUAGUUUUCCCACCACCUGGGAAGGGAUCUUUGGUGGUUCCCCUCUCAGUUCUCCUCCAGGGAAUGGCCUCCGUGAGGGGCAGGGCCAGCUCCCAUCCUUCUCCAGCCCUUGGGGCAACUGAGCAAUAUACUUAAAUGAAUCUCUACUCAUAGCCCCCACCAGCUCUGAAUGUCUAACCCGCCCCCCUGAUUCGUAAACCUAGGGGGAAACCAUCUCUCUCACCUAAUGUUCCCCCCCUCGUUCUGAAGCUUUCUCUAAGCCCUUGCCCAGAUGCUUCCCAGCACAUUCCAUCCUUUGUGGCCCAGGGCCUGGACCAGACCAUUGUGAUACCUGACACUUACUCACCUGGGAGUGUGGCUUUGGAUUCCAUUCUCCCCGACGGUGGGUUUCUGUGCCCAUUUCCUUCACAUUAAGAUGCCAUCCCUUCCUUGGCUUCCAUGCCUUUGGAUCUUCCAUAUUCCUCCUUAUACUCCUAGACUCUGGAGAUGGCCUCUCCCAUCCAGGUCAAGGAGGUGCUGGGGGGAGGGCUACCUAUCUGUUCCAUGGCUGAGUACUUUCCCAGCCCAGGGCAGCACCAAUCUCAGCCCUACUUUGACCCUCAAAUCUCGUGAGCCCCAGACUCUUCCAAGGCAAAAGAAGUAGGUAGAUUGCAUCUCUUCCUGCCUCUACAUAUGGCCUCUUCUGGGCUAAACCAGAUUUGGGGGCCAGGAGGGAGGAGCUCUAUAUGGAAUGGGGAAGGGAAUCUACUUUCUCCCUGUUUUUUUUCCCGAUGGUUUCUCCCAGACUAGACCAAAUAGCCAGAAAAAUGGAUGGGGGUUGGAUGGGUGGGUAAGCCCAAGAUUUGCACAUGACCUCCCAUCCUUACCUUAACCUCCUUUUUUCCCCCAGUAUCACUUCCCUCACCAAUCACUCCAGAUGGUUUUUGGUGAACCAUCCUACUCCCUUGGUGGGCUUUGGGGUAUCCCCACCAACUUUCCCUGCAAAAUAGCACCUUACACCCCAUCUUUGACUCAGUUCCCCACGCCCAAAGAUCCCAGCCUAGGGAUGGGGUACAGGGACCUUAUAAGUCCCUAAUCCCUAAUUUGCACUAGUUAACCCUGGUCAGGGGUCCCUAUGUUUCCUUCCAGUGGGGGAGUUGAAGAAAUGUUUGCUCCUAAUUCUCUUUGAUAACUGGGCCUCCCCACUCUGUGAUUGGAUGAACAUUUUCCAUCCACCCACCUCCCCCCCCCAGAAAAAAAAAAAACAGCUCACGAGGGGAGAGCCAGUUUGGGGGAGCAAAUUUGAAAAAUGGGAAUUAGAGGAGUGCAGUUUAAAAAGGGGAAAAGUUGUCAUCAAAAUGGCAGCCUUUUUCUCAGCUACUGUUUUUUGGGGCCAAGAUGGCUGCCCUCUCAACUGAUGCUGAAAGGGCAAGAUCAUGGCUUUUGGAGGGAGGGGGUUUGGGGGGAGGGACAGGACCAACCUCCUGCCUCUUCUUGCCCUCCCAGCAUACGGAAAGGGGAGGUUUUCGACAGGCUCCCUGAAUGUUAACCACGGAGGAGUGUCGCUCCUUCACUCCUCCUCUGUCUCUUUGCACUUUUCUUGGUCUUGGCCACAGUCCGAGUGAAGAGUUUCCUACUGAAUGUACCAUACCGAGUUCCAAUUUUUAAGGGGGAGAAAAGUUUAAAACGGGGAAAAAUGCAAAAAAAAAAAAAAAAAAUCACAAAAAAAAUUCCCACAAAUCUUGUUUCUGGCACUUUAGAAAAACUGCGAAUAAAAGUACAUAAUAAAGAAUACAUAUAUAUCUACACGCAAAUUAUAUAUAUAAAAUAUAUAUAUAUAUAUAUAUAUAUAUAUAUAUAUAUAUAUAUAUAUAUAUACACACAGCGGAACCACAAGAGAGACUGAGGAAGGCCUUGGAGGCAGGGGGCAGAUGCGAUAACAGUCCCCCUAUAUCCUUAACCUGCACUCCUCUGAGGCAAAAAGGCACAGAGAUUUAAGGGGUUGAGGAUGGACCAGGGAAUUUGAAUUUCAGAACAGGUCAAAAUUCUAAAACCAUGGACAUUUUGGGAGAACUGAGAAUGUAGACAUUUAUUUUUUUGAAAAUAUGAUUUAGGAAAAUAGUUUCCAGAAUUUGGUGGUUCUGGGCAACAAAGGAGAUUGUGGCGAAAUGGCAAUUAAAAUACAUGUAUCGGAGUUGGGGAACUUGAAUAUUGUGAAUUUCACAUGUUGGAAAUUUGGGAUUUUGCAAUUUUGUCUUUUGAAAAUUAUUAAGUCUUGUCAGUUUGUGCCCUCUUUCCCCAUGUUCCCUGGGAAGAAGGGUGACGGUGGAGUGGGAAGGCCACUGGUUCUGUGCCACAGCACACAAGAUUUAGAAUUCUACAGACUCUAGCUCUAUACGUAGUGAGGACCCAGAUUUAGAGAAACUGACCAAUAUUUAUCUCCGCAUUUGUGUGUGUGUCCAACUCUCUAGGCCAAUAAACCAACAAGACAAACGAA